AGCAGAGCAGCCAUGCCUACCCUCCCCUUGUUUCUCGGCCUCCUCCUCCUCCUCCUCUCCCUGCACACUGUUCCUGCAAGCACCGCCGCAAAAGACAAUGAUACUCUCCUGCCAGGCCAGGCGCUUGCCGUCGGCGAAAAGCUCGUCUCCAGCAAUGGCAAGUUCGCGCUCGGCUUCUUCCAGCCCGGCGCCGCCGGCAACAUCAGUAAGUCGUCCACCUCUCCGGGCUGGUACCUCGCCAUAUGGUUCAACAAGAUCCCUCUCCUCACCCCUGUCUGGGUCGCCAACCGGGAGCGGCCGAUCGCCGGUCCAGAUCUGAGGGCAACGCAGCUCCAAAUAUCUGGCGACGGCAACCUUGUCGUCGUCGUCUCCAACCAGGCCACCCAAUCCGUCGUCUGGUCCACUGACAUCGCCAAUAACAAUAGUAGUAGACCCAGCAACAUGACAACCAGCGCCGCCGUCCUUUUGGGCAGCGGGAACCUCGUCGUACAGGUACAAGACCCGUCGCCGCCUAAGUCCAAUGCCGUGCUUUGGCAGAGCUUCGACGACCCGACCGACGUCGCGCUCCCCGGCGCCAAGAUCGGCUGGAACAAGGUCACCGGCCUGAACCGCGUGGGCGUCUCGUGGAGGAGCCGCACCGACCCGGGGCUCGGCGCCUUCAGCGUCGGGCUGGAGACGAACGGCACCCGGAGGGUUAUGGUCAGCCGCCGCGUCCACCCCUCCAAGGUGUACUGGUCGUGGUCGCCGGUCAGCUCGCCGAUGCAGAUCCCGGCGCUCAAGGCGCUGCUGCGCAUGAACCCGCAGACCAGGGGGCUGGUCGUCCCGGAGUACGUCGACAACGACGAGGAGGAGUACUACAUGUACACCUCGCCGGACGAGUCGUCCUCCACCUUCCUCUCCCUCGACACGUCCGGCCAGACCAAGAUGAACGUGUGGUCGCCGGCCGACCAGGCGUGGCACAGCAUCUACGUCCAGCCCGUCGACCCGUGCCGCCCGUACGCCACCUGCGGGCCGUUCGCCGUCUGCACCGGCAGCUCGAACCAACCCUGCGAGUGCAUGGAGACCUUCUCCCGGACGUCGCCGCCGGACUGGGAGCUCGGCGACCGGACACGAGGGUGCUCAAGAAGCACUCCACUGGAUUGCAGUGGCAACAGGAGCAGCAGCUCGGCUUCGACAGACGUGUUCCACCCCAUGGAAAGUGUCACAUUGCCCUAUGGCCCUCAGAGCGUGCAGGAUGCGGCGACUCGGAGCGAAUGCGAACGGGCGUGCCGCAGCAACUGCUCCUGCACUGCCUACUCCAUUCAGGGCAGCAAGUGCUCCGUCUGGCAUGGGGAGCUGUUCAGUGUGAACAAGAACGAUGGCAUCGAGAUCAGCGCUGAAGAUACCUUGUACAUCCGCCUCGCCGCCGGAGAUUUUCCGACCGCAGCAAGUAGAGGUACAAGAAGGCCAUCUGUAGCUGGAGUGGCUAUUGCCGCAAGCGUUGCCGGGUUUGGGCUGCUAAUGCUAAUCAUGCUGCUGCUGCUCAUGAUCUCAAGGAACAGAUUCAACUGGUGUGGUGGUGCGUCCUCACAUGCCACCGGUCAUGGUACCGUGGGAGUUGUUGCCUUCAGAUACUCCGAUUUAUGUCGGGCUACAAGAAAUUUCUCAGAGAAGCUUGGAGCAGGAGGUUUUGGGUCUGUGUUCAAGGGAGUGUUGAGCGACCUGACUCGUGUGGCAGUAAAAAGGCUUGACGGCGCUCGUCAUCAGGGAGAGAAGCAGUUCAGGGCGGAGGUGGGCGCACUUGGACAGAUCCAACACAUCAACCUGGUCAAGCUGAUUGGCUUCUGCUGCCAAGGUGAUAGUAAGAGACUACUUGUGUAUGAACACAUGUGCAACGGUUCUCUUGAUUCCCAUCUGUUCCAGAGCAAAGGUAGGACAGUCCUUGACUGGAGGACCAGAUUUCAGAUAGCCAUUGGAGUUGCUAGGGGGCUAUCAUACCUGCAUCAGAGCUGCCGCGAAUGCAUCAUACACUGCGACAUCAAGCCGGAAAACGUGCUUCUCGACGAAUCGUUUGUCCCCAAAAUAGCAGACUUUGGGUUGGCAUCGGUCGUAGGAAGGGAUUUUAGCCGGGUCCUGACUACAUUCAGAGGAACCAUGGGGUACCUUGCCCCUGAGUGGCUUAGCGGGGUUGCUAUCACAUCAAAAGUCGAUGUUUAUAGCUUCGGCAUGGUGCUGAUGGAAAUCGUAUCAGGAAGAAGGAAUGCAGCAUCUGCGGAUCACACUAGCGGCAGCUACUGUGUCGCCUACUUCCCUGUGCAAGCCAUCAGCAAGCUUCAUGAGGGAGAUGUGCAGAGCUUGGUGGAUCCAGAAUUACGUGGUGACUUCAGCUUGGAUGAGGCUGAGAGAGUUUGCAAAAUAGCAUGUUGGUGCAUCCAGGACAGUGAGUCUGAUCGGCCAACAAUGGGUGAAGUGGUUCGAGUUCUUGAGGGUCUGCAGGAGCUUGAUAUGCCUCCGAUGCCAAGACUACUUGCAGCUAUAACGGACAGCUCUAAUGUGGAUUCAAUGUAUAGUAAUUCUUAAUGCUUUGAAAGUUGUUGCUAUUUUGUUUGUGGCUACAAAUAUGUAGUAUGAUCUAUGCGUGUAAUUCAAUGUUGGUACAAAUGUGGAUUCAAUGUAUAGUAAUUCUAA
This is a messenger RNA of Panicum hallii, 2667 nucleotides long. RefSeq names its product G-type lectin S-receptor-like serine/threonine-protein kinase At2g19130. NCBI's taxonomy places the organism in Eukaryota, Viridiplantae, Streptophyta, Magnoliopsida, Poales, Poaceae. Gene Ontology annotation, biological process: protein phosphorylation; recognition of pollen. The record is from RefSeq and is a predicted model, not a curated record. The coding region runs from base 13 to 2559 and encodes 848 amino acids. Gene Ontology annotation, molecular function: ATP binding; protein serine/threonine kinase activity. The transcript has a single exon.